Biomphalaria glabrata is the source of this 1636-nucleotide messenger RNA. RefSeq lists its product as uncharacterized. The transcript has 4 exons. The record is from RefSeq and is a predicted model, not a curated record. Lineage: Eukaryota; Metazoa; Mollusca; Gastropoda; Planorbidae. The coding region runs from base 251 to 847 and encodes 198 amino acids.
GAUAUCUCGGUAUUUGUAGUAGGCCUACAAUGUAUACAUCUAGAAUUCUAUAGAGUUGAUAACAUGUAAAAGAUCUCGUUGUAACACUAAUGUUAUUUAAAUUUAAGGCUGUGAAUUUAGGAAGUUGUAAUCCUCAGACAAACAGUUGCAUGUCGGAUAAAUGCGAUCAAAAGUUUGGACAAGUCUGGAGCGAUUGUUGAAAAGACGGUAGAUUGUAGAUCUAGCAUAUGAGACAGAUAACCAGCUUACAAUGAAACGCAUACAGAUACAAAACAGCAAACAGCAAACAAAUCUGAAAGACGAGAAGAACGAUUACGACGUGUUACUGGACGUAGGCAGUGAAAGAUCAAGAUAUGAAUCAGUUUAUAUUAAUGAUGAACCCUACCCUACGCCUGUAGGUAAAGAUCUCUCUGAAGAUAACAAGGACCAACUCCUUGCAGACCUACUUCAUUCCCAGAGUUCCAUCCUUGCAGAAAUGAAGGCACUGAGAAGAGACAACAUCCUCCUCCGGGAAACGCUGACCCUUUACACGGAGCGGCAAGACACAAUCGCGCAGGGCGUACAAGAUCAGCUACGAAAAAUAACCGAUCAACUGAAUGGACACCUAGUAGAGAUUCGCAAAGAGUUGGACGCGGCGUUGAACAAGUCUUUGUUCGAUUUUAUGGACAAGCAUGAAAAAUUGGUUUUAACCCUGCAUGACCAGCUCUCACAGACUUCUGACCAUCUGAGUGAGAAACUGAUGAAAGUUAGUACUAGACUGGACAGGCUAACUCGUGCAGACCAGCCUGUACAACAGUCUGCCGAUAAGGCGAGAAAAAAGUCCACUUUAAGUUUACCGUCUUUAUAACACAAAAUGUCAUGUAUAUAAUAUUGUAUCUAAAUAUGUAAAUAAGACAAUACACUAUUUGUAAUUUAAAACUUUGAACAACAUUGAUUACUUUUUACAAAUAUUAUAUCAACUCACCCUGUCUGUCUGGUUUGUACACCACGUUAUUUCUCCCACAUACAAUCUCGAAUCAAGAUGAAAUUUUGCACAAUUAUUCCUUUUUUUUCCUGACAACACAAGAAUCAAUAAAAACAAAAAAAAACAAAACAGUUAGUUAAUUAACUAUAGGCAAUUAAUUGUUUUGUUGGGUAUUUAAAGCAAGGAAAGAAAUUGAACUUGACUGAAGUGGUGGUAUAAGCUGAAUUUGUCCUAUUUAUAUGUCGUCGUUUGAGUGUUAGUAAACACAAUUAUGAACUAUGAUGAGGCUAUAGAAACAAUAGAUAACUAUAUUAUCUUCCAUGCUCAUAAACUCUUCACUAGCAGAGUGGUUUCCGUGUUGGCUUGAGAUGUCUGAGAAGGCCCACAAGUUUGAUUUCAGUGCGCUUUUUUAAAAGUAUUUUUUUUCUUUUUAAAUAUUUUUUUUUCUUUACAUCAUCAUCAGUCCCUUAAAUGGCGUUUGUACAGGGGGAGGGGGGGUUGGUUUUGUUUCUUGUACUUGUUUCGGAUGUUCCUUCAGAGUUGAAGAUAAUCUACUUCCUACUCCUAACCUCCUCAAACAAGGAAAUCCUAUGCCAAACUGUGAGUCGAACACUUAGUGAGGCUGUGACAGAGCGUCGCAUGAGGUUUGCGGGACAUGUUCUACGACAAAAU